Messenger RNA from Coccinella septempunctata (seven-spotted ladybird), 1077 nucleotides. RefSeq lists its product as uncharacterized. The record is from RefSeq and is a predicted model, not a curated record. The transcript has 3 exons. The coding region runs from base 384 to 935 and encodes 183 amino acids. NCBI's taxonomy places the organism in Eukaryota, Metazoa, Arthropoda, Insecta, Coleoptera, Coccinellidae.
CAUUUGAUCACGAAGAUGGGUCAAGCAGGUGAGUUUGGAAUAACCUCUUCAUCAAACCAAAGUUCUUUCGAUUAGUACUUCAAGUGGGAAGAACCAUUCACUAACUUGUGUUCUCGUUGUAGGUGGAAAUGUACCCAAGCUUGAAAUCACUCGUUGUUGGAGGUGAAUUGGACCCUCUUACCACACUGGAGGUGGAUGUGGACAUUCACUGUGUGCCAGACUAUUGUUCGGAGUUGGAACGUAAUCCUUGACGGAGGAAUGGUGGAGGCUCUCUGAUCCGACAGUCCCCGCUAGAUCAUACACUACAGGAGAGACUACCUUAAUAACGGUAUACGGUCCGGCGAAUUUUGCAGCCAGUUCAGCUGCGAAACUGUCGACAGCGGAUGAUAACGGAUUUGUGCGACGGAGAACUCUGUCACCUACAUGGAAGCGAACUUCUCUACGGCGUAGGUUGUAAUGAUGAGCCUGCUGUUCAAAAGCCCUGUACAAGCGAGCUUGCACAAACUCAUGUGCUUCCUGUAGGUGCCGGAUUUGUUCUGUACGUCAACUUGUGUUUCAGGAUAUCGAAAGCCUUCUGCUGGUCUUCUCCCCAUUUCCACCGCUGUUUCUUCUUGAGCAGCAGGGUUAGCGGAGAAACUACAUUGGAGAAAUUCUCGAUGAAUCGACGGUACCAGCUCGCAACACCCAGGAAUCGGCGUAACUCUCGGACGGCCUUGGGAGCAGGAAAUGACACUAUGGAUGCCACUUUAUCCGGAUCCGUACAGAUGCCUUCGGAAGUGACGACAUGUCCCAGGUACUUCAGAGACUUCCGGACAAACUCACAUUUGUCGGGAUUGAGACGUAAGUUGGCUUCCCUUAGUCGUCUGAAUACUUCCCUUAAGUUCUCCAUGUGUUCUUCAAAGGUUUCCCCUAGAACGACUAUAUCGUCUAGAUAGGCAAACGCUUUGGGCUCCAUUUCGGGACCGAUUACGGUAUCCAGGAAUCUCUGGAACGUGGCUGGGCUUGCGUGUAAGCCGAAUGGCAUGACGGUGAACUGAAAUAGUCCUCUUCCCGGGACCGUGAAUGCUGUAAUAGGUC